Messenger RNA from Parnassius apollo (apollo), 567 nucleotides. The record is from the annotation of a GenBank genome assembly. NCBI's taxonomy places the organism in Eukaryota, Metazoa, Arthropoda, Insecta, Lepidoptera, Papilionidae.
AUGGAAGGGUAUUUAGACAAAGGCCAUGUUAUCUACGCUGACAAUUUUUAUAACAUACCGGAUCUAACAAGGCGUCUUAGUCAAAGAAAAACGUACAUAUGUAGUACUCUUCGAAAGAUCCGCAAGAACCUUCCUCUAGACGUAGCCAACGCUAAGUUGAAGUUUGGCGAAAUGGCUGCAAAAGUAUGCAAUGACAUUACUGUUUCAGCAGUGUCAUCCGGUGCAUCAUGCGCAGCACCUGUACAACCACAAGAUGCCCAAGACAAACUUCAACUUAUACCUUCGUCGUCGUUACAAGGGCCCUCUGAACCACCUCGAUCGCCUGCUAAUAUUGCGAGUCGCUUAUCGACAAACGAAGGUGCACUCGUUCCACUGCAAAACUUUCAUUACUUAGAAAAACUACCACCCACCGCUAAGAAAGCCGUUCCAGCCAAACCUUGCCGCAUUUGCACAAAAAACAAGAAGCAAAAGGAAUCAUCGUUUGUGUGUGCUAUUUGCCCUGAAAAGCCUGCCUUAUGUGUAAAUAAUUGCUUUAAAAUUUUCUAUACUGAUCCUCGUAUUGCAUAG